CAAGAACACCAUCCGCACCAACGCUCUCUCUCCACAUUCCUCUCCCUUUUGUGAGGCAUAACACAUGAUGCUUCAGCAGCGGUCGUCGAGGCUGCUUUCCUCAUUCUCCAAUUGUGCCUUCCGUUCAGCUGCAGCACCGCUCAGCGCAUCAUUGCGAUGUCGGACUCCGAGAGCGUACAGCAUUCAUGCUGAUGCCUCUGUUGGCACCAAGAUCCAAGACAUUGACCCAACGAAGCUUACAAUCACCAAUACAACCACUCCUAAGGAUCUGUUACCCCAAGGGGAGCUUAUCUUUGGCCGCAAUUUCUCAGAUCAUAUGCUCUCGCUCGAAUGGACAGCAUCAGAAGGAUGGCUGCCAGCGCGCAUUACCCCCUACCAGAAUCUCAGUCUCGACCCUGCGACCUGCGUCUUCCACUAUGCAUUCGAGUGCUUCGAGGGCAUGAAGGCCUACAAGGACAAGAGCGGCAACAUCAGGUUAUUUAGGCCGGACAAGAAUAUGGCACGUCUGAACAAGUCAUCAGCACGAAUUGCAUUGCCUACGUUCGACCCCGAUGCUAUGAUCGAUCUCAUUGGCAAAUUUGUCAAGCAGGACGAGCGCUUCAUUCCCGAUGCACGCGGGUACUCUCUCUAUCUUCGCCCGACUAUGAUCGGUACCCAGCGCACGCUCGGCGUGGGCCCUCCCGCUUCUGCCCUACUCUACGUGAUCGCCUCGCCUGUCGGGCCAUACUACCCCACUGGAUUCAAGGCUGUGUCAUUGGAAGCCACGGACUAUGCCGUGAGGGCAUGGCCAGGAGGCGUGGGAGACAAGAAGCUUGGGGCCAACUAUGCGCCCUGCAUCGUGCCACAGAUGCAGGCUGCCAGCCGUGGGUUCCACCAGAACCUAUGGUUGUUUGGUGAGCAGGAAUAUAUCACCGAGGCUGGCACUAUGAACCUCUUUGCAGCGAUCAAGAACAAGGAGACUGGACAACCGGAGUUGCUCACUGCACCCCUGGAUGGAACCAUUCUCGAGGGUGUUACGCGAGACUCUAUCCUUGCGCUUGCGCGGGAGCGAUUGGAGCCUAAGGGAUGGAAGGUGCUUGAGCAAAAGUUCACGAUGAAGAACCUCGCCGACGCUGCUGAUGAGGGCCGCAUGAUGGAGAUCUUCGGCGCAGGCACAGCUGCCAUUGUCAGCCCUGUGCGAAAGAUCAGCUGGAAAGGACGCCUUGUCGACUGUGGUCUGGAGGACCAUGUCGAAGCCGGCCCAAUUGCGCUGCAAAUGAAGGAGUGGAUGGAGGCUAUUCAGUAUGGCGACGAGGACCACCCAUGGAGUUACAAGGUGUUAUAGUUGACAACACAGUCAAUGUUUGCAAUCCUGUCUUACAGCACAACUCUCAGAUAUAGACUUGAUAAAGGUUCGAAAAAUGUAGGCUCUAGAGCUAUGUAGAUAUGAUACUUGGAGUCAAGCAUGGGCGGCGUCUUUCUAGGCUCCACAGAUCUCUUGAGACAAUAGUAGCAAAGCACGUAGUUUGAAUGCGUGUCUAUAUUCUAGACAAUAAAGUUUCACCACAUCGAUC
Molecule: messenger RNA, 1553 nt
Organism: Cucurbitaria berberidis CBS 394.84
Lineage: Eukaryota; Fungi; Ascomycota; Dothideomycetes; Pleosporales; Cucurbitariaceae
Product: branched-chain amino acid aminotransferase II
Exons: 4
Coding region: 65-1324 (419 amino acids)
Biological process (GO): L-leucine biosynthetic process; L-valine biosynthetic process
Cellular component (GO): mitochondrion
Molecular function (GO): branched-chain-amino-acid:2-oxoglutarate transaminase activity
Source: RefSeq, a predicted model, not a curated record